AUGAAUAUAUGCCAACUUGAUUCCACCCAAAAAAUAGUAUAGUUUGCGAUCAGAAUGCUCAUCCUCUCUUGUGCUUUGGUAUCAACUUUGUUUGUGGGGAUCACCUGCUUAAAAAGCAACAAGUAGAAAUAUUGGGUAUUCAAAUUGCUAAUUCUAUAAUCAUUUGCUGAAUCAAUCGAUUUGGUCGGAGCCAUCUCUUUAUCAUUUCAGAGCAAAUGUUAUGAAACUUUAUGCGGUAUAAUCGGAUAUAUCAUGCACUGCUGUUGGCUCACAUCAUUCUCUUGUUUGUUGCUUUUAUUUUAUUUGUAUCAUUCUGCCCUUCACAUUAAUUCCAAAUAUUAGGCUGUGACUAAUAACAUAAACAAAUUCAUGAUUCUUUGCACUAUCUGGCCUUACUUAUGGCUCCUCUACCCUUUGCUAAACGAUUCCAUAGGCCCCACAGGAUGGAAACUCUAUAACUCAUCAGAGUUGUUCUAUCUAUUUUGCGGUUUCAAAGUACUUCAAAUCCCUUAUGUCUAGGAAGAUGAAAUCAUUUUCCUGAUUUUUUGGUCCAUACCCUUAUGGUUGAUAUUCCUAAGUGUUUUAAUUUUGAGAAAGAAAAUUAGUUCUCGAAUCAAAACCCUCAUUUUUGAAGAACAGAUUGGUAGCGUUGAAUUAGACAUCAUAAAGAAAGUGGCAGAUUUUUCGAUUAUCUAUGUAUUCUUUUGGUUAACCAAUCAGUGUGUUAAAUAUGUACAACUCUUUUAUGAGGGAUACACUAAAUCCUUAUUUGCAUACGUAUUGUUUGUGUUCACGUAUCUUUUCUUUGAAAUCCAUUUAGUCAUAAUUGCAUUCAUAUUCUACAAAAAUUAUAAUUAAGUAAUUGACAUAAAAGCCAUUUGGUCAUUUGGGAAAAAGAAGAAUUCAAAAGUAAAGAAUGAUGAGUAAUUAAUUUGA
Molecule: messenger RNA, 936 nt
Organism: Paramecium tetraurelia
Lineage: Eukaryota; Ciliophora; Oligohymenophorea; Peniculida; Parameciidae
Exons: 5
Source: RefSeq, a predicted model, not a curated record